AUCAUUUUUUUAAUUAAUAUUUUUUUUAUUUAUUUUACAAUGCUGUGUUUGAAAUUAAGUGCCUAAAUCCUGUUAAGAUUAGUUUAAUAGAAAUAUUAUUAUUAUAAUAAAUGCUUUCGAGAUGUCGAAGAACAAGAUAGCGGCACGAAUUGAUAGUCAAAGUGUUGAAGUCAAAACUAAGUUUGAUGCGGAAUUCCGUCGGUUUUCUCUGAGUCGCACAGAAAAGUUAAAGUAUGAAGACUUCAAAGGUCUAAUUGAAAAAUUGCACAGGCUGCAUGAUGUGGCCUUCCUGAUCUCAUACACUGACCCAAGGGAUGGAGACCUCCUACCCAUUAACAAUGAUGAUAAUUUGGCGCGAGCGCUGCUCACAGCCCGUCCUUUGCUCAGAGUCAUCAUUCAAAGGAAAGGUGACAGCCUCGAAGAACUCAAUGGGUACGGCACGAUGCGUCGACGCAACAUCAUCUCCUCGAUACUAAGUGGCACGCCGGCUAAAAACAAAGGACUCGCGAUCUCCAAUCCUCACGACUUCAGAAUGGUAUCAGCGAUCAUCGACGUGGACAUUGUACCGGAGACUUGCAGGAGGGUGAAAUUACUGAAACAUGGCUCCGACAGACCGCUUGGUUUCUUCAUUAGGGACGGUACAUCAGUUCGGGUCACUCCUAAUGGUGUGGAAAGAUCGCCCGGUAUCUUCAUAUCUCGUUUGGUGCCGGGUGGAUUAGCAGAAUCCACAGGCUUGCUGGGCGUCAACGAUGAGGUGCUGGAAGUAAAUGGAAUCGAUGUGUCCAACAAGACGCUCGAUCAGGUGACUGACAUGAUGGUAGCCAACUCUUCGAACCUGAUCAUCACCGUGAGGCCGGCCAAUCAGCGCACGCAAGCGCCGGAUACGACGUCAAGGCAUUCGCAACCAAACAGCGAGCCCGACGAAGAUAGAUUCGACCAAGACGAGCAGGACGAAAUAGUAGACCUCACAGCUGUCACUUUGGAAGACCAACCCGAACCUUCUGGAACAUUUCCUCACAGCAUUCCGACAAAGGACGACGGGCAAGUACUACAUCUCUAGUACAUAAUCGAAAACUUUAGGCGCGCGCGACGCAAACUGAAACCAAACUUCGAGGUAAAGUGAUUGGUUCCAAAAUCCAAUGAACAUUCCACUAGUGUUACGGUGCAUAGACUUUCAAGUUUCAAUCUUAAAUGAGAGACAAUAAGUACGAUAUUACACUGGGCUCGAAUUCCGGCCUCAAACAUUCCACUGUAUGCCUUAUUUCAUCAAUUACGUGUCAAAGUAGUGAAAUAUUUAUGUAAAUAUACAUUAGAGGCAAUCUUUCUCAUGUAACCUUCUAUUUUAAGCGAGUUAUAUACAUUCAACCAAUAUAUGAAUUAUUACGUGCAAAAUAAGUAAAAAAUAUGCAUUAAGUAUCUAGUUUGUUUAUUCGUAACUCUUUAGUUUUAUUUAAAUAUCACAAUUUAUAAUACCCUAACUAUUAUUUAAACACGGCGACUUACAUAGACAUGAAAUUAACACCAAAUAAUGUUGCCUGUUAAUAAAUUCGAUUUAAUACAAUGUUGCCACAUCAAAAACGAAAGAGUUUUAGUAAUUUAAACAUAAAUAUUGUAAUACAGUAUUCAUGUUAAUUUUAUAUUACGGACAAUAAUGUUGAAAUUUUUUAUCGUUAUUUGUUUCUCAUUCUAUAUAUAUAAAAGUCAUUCCGUCUCAGUAUUUAGGAGUUUCUAGAUUAAUACAUAAUGUUAUCCUUAUUAUGUUAAAACGAUUUUAAGAUGAACUAUGUUCUGAAAAAAAUGCUAUGACUUUGUUAUUUGAUAUUAUGAUGUAUUGUCUUUCUUUUUCUGGAAUACAAUAUGAUGAUUUACUUUGACAGU
Molecule: messenger RNA, 1878 nt
Organism: Chilo suppressalis (striped riceborer)
Lineage: Eukaryota; Metazoa; Arthropoda; Insecta; Lepidoptera; Crambidae
Source: the annotation of a GenBank genome assembly